Molecule: messenger RNA, 552 nt
Organism: Coffea arabica (coffee)
Lineage: Eukaryota; Viridiplantae; Streptophyta; Magnoliopsida; Gentianales; Rubiaceae
Source: RefSeq, a predicted model, not a curated record
AUGGCGUGGGGACUUGUUCAACUUAAUUCACAUAUCUCAUCUAUCUGGUGCAACUUUUACAGAAAAAGCAAAUUACAAGUUGCCCAAAAAAACUUGAAACCUUCAAGAGAGCUGGCAAUGAAAGUUUUAGAGCCUUUUGUUUCUGCUGCGGUGGUUUUGCAAGACUCAAUCAAACUUCUCCCCAAAAAUGGGAAGCUCAUAGCAUUAACCAUUACACCUGCUCUUCUUUUCUCCUCCCUCUUCUUCUUGGUUUUCAAUUUCUCCUGCAAAUCAAUGUUAAGCGACAUGCUCAUGAGGCAGUCUUUCAUACCUUUAACCAGCACCAAUAGAGCUGAUUUCUUGACCAUACUCGCCCGUCUCAAAGAAGAUUUCGGCCUCUGGCAAGUUGUUGGUGCUACUUUGAUUCUUGCCUACUGUAUCAUCUCCCUCUUCUCCAUAAUUUCAACCAUUCUGGUGUCUGCCAUUUCAUAUACUGAAAGGACAUUAAGCACCAAGGACUUUAUUUUACUUGUACUGAGAUCCUGGAAAAGGGCGUUGAUAGUCGGAUUUUAA